Molecule: messenger RNA, 975 nt
Organism: Sphaerodactylus townsendi
Lineage: Eukaryota; Metazoa; Chordata; Lepidosauria; Squamata; Sphaerodactylidae
Gene: SNRPC
Product: small nuclear ribonucleoprotein polypeptide C
Exons: 6
Coding region: 255-734 (159 amino acids)
Biological process (GO): spliceosomal snRNP assembly; mRNA splicing, via spliceosome; mRNA 5'-splice site recognition
Cellular component (GO): U1 snRNP; nucleus
Molecular function (GO): pre-mRNA 5'-splice site binding; zinc ion binding
Source: RefSeq, a predicted model, not a curated record
GGCUGGCGGAAUGGCAGGUCUUAUGACAACGUCCGGUCUAAAAAAAAUAAGCGGAGUUUUCGUCUUCAAACUCCAUGAUAGGAAACUUUCACAGUAGAGGUGAAAGUGCCUUGAACGGCACCAGAAGCUGAUGUUGUGCGUCUCGCUGAUCUUUUGUUUUUUUAACCCUCCCCUGACGGGAACAAGUCGCAGCGUGGUUGACGCUAUUUCCGGGAGAAGAGCGUGCGGCGCGGAGAACGUCGUUCGAGUCCAACAUGCCGAAGUUUUAUUGUGAUUACUGUGAUACUUACCUCACCCAUGACUCUCCAUCUGUGAGAAAAACCCAUUGUAGCGGCAGGAAGCACAAAGAGAAUGUGAAAGACUACUAUCAAAAAUGGAUGGAAGAACAAGCACAGAGCCUGAUUGAUAAAACAACGGCUGCAUUUCAACAAGGGAAAAUUCCACCCACUCCAUUUUCUGCUCCACCUCCAGGAGGAGCUAUGAUACCACCACCCCCCAAUAUCCCUGGUCCUCCACGACCUGGUAUGAUGCCAGCACCCCAUAUGGGUGGACCUCCAAUGAUGCCAAUGAUGGGUCCACCUCCCCCAGGAAUGAUGCCGGUUGGACCUGCUCCAGGAAUGAGACCGCCCAUGGGAGGACACAUGCCAAUGAUGCCAGGGCCUCCAAUGAUGAGACCUCCAUCCAGACCUAUGAUGCUGCCAACCAGACCAGGAAUGGCUCGUCCAGACAGAUAAAGUGGAGGUGGAAACACUGUGCCACGUUUUUUAAUUUUAUGUAUACUCUUCUGUGACAGAAGCUGGGAGUUGCAUCGUCCAGCAUACCACAAAAAAAGCUGGGGGGGGGGGUUUAAGUCUGCGGGCUAAAUGUAAAUGUGUAGGGGAGGACAGUGGGGACAAGUAGGAGUACUCAUUCUUUGCAACUAUUAUCAAAUCUCUGUAUGUGUGAAUUGUUAAAAUAAAAUGCUCAUAUUUGUUA